Notodromas monacha is the source of this 342-nucleotide messenger RNA. Lineage: Eukaryota; Metazoa; Arthropoda; Ostracoda; Podocopida; Cyprididae. The record is from the annotation of a GenBank genome assembly.
AUGGCUCCCGCGGAGAAGCUGUCAGUGAAUUUGAAAAAGCGUUCGCAUUUCAAGUGGUGGUGUGUGAUUUUGUGUGGACGGUUGCACAAGAAGAUCAAUUUCGGGAUUCGAACAUAUCAUCAGCAGCACGCCAGAAAGCAGCAAGUGGAGAAUAAUAAUGCCAGCAGCAGCAGCAGCAGCAGUCGAAAGUGACAUGCGCAUGAUGCACACGCAUUUUAUUAUUGCAGCAGACGAGGACAGAGUUGAUGAAAAUCCGAGGGUCUCGGAGUCAUUAAAAAGAAUCUCGCGCAGCAUGCAUAUGUGUUGUUGUUGCUGGAAAUGAAAUUUCAAUCUCGCCCCGCA